AUGGAACCUGCUGCGCUGGAUAGGAUUAUUGAGAGACUGGUUGAAGUUCGAUCCUCCAAGCCUGGGAAGUUGGUGCAGCUUUCGGAGGCGGAAAUCAAGCAGCUUUGUGUUGUUUCCCGUGAUAUUUUCAUGAAACAACCUAAUCUUCUCGAAUUGGAAGCCCCUAUCAAGAUUUGCGGUGACAUUCAUGGACAAUAUAGUGAUCUGUUACGUCUUUUUGAGUAUGGUGGUUUUCCUCCUAAAUCCAAUUAUCUGUUUCUGGGUGACUAUGUGGAUCGUGGCAAGCAGAGUCUUGAAACAAUAUGCCUUUUGCUUGCCUAUAAGAUCAAAUUUCCUGAAAAUUUUUUCCUUCUGAGAGGAAACCAUGAAUGUGCCUCUAUCAACAGAAUAUAUGGAUUUUAUGAUGAAUGUAAACGCCGUUUCAAUGUUAGGCUGUGGAAAGCCUUUACAGAGUGUUUCAAUUGUCUUCCUGUUGCUGCACUGAUUGAUGACAAGAUAUUGUGCAUGCACGGCGGCCUCUCUCCUGAUCUUUCACAUUUGGAUCAGAUUAGGAAUUUACCCCGACCAACAGCUAUCCCGGAUACUGGCUUGCUUUGUGAUUUACUUUGGUCAGAUCCCGGUAAAGAUGUGAAGGGGUGGGGGAUGAAUGACAGGGGAGUUUCAUAUACAUUUGGGCCGGAUAAGGUGUCUGAGAUUUUGACAAAGCAUGAUUUAGAUCUUGUCUGCCGUGCCCAUCAGGUUGUGGAAGAUGGGUAUGAAUUUUUUGCUGAUAGAAAACUGGUCACCAUUUUUUCGGCCCCUAAUUAUUGUGGAGAAUUUGACAAUGCUGGGGCAAUGAUGAGUGUUGAUGAAAACUUGAUGUGUUCUUUCCAAAUUCUGAAACCAGCAGAGAAAAAGAAUAAAUUAUUUUAUUUAGUUGCUAGAUGUAGCCGACAUGGGGAAGAUACACUGGGAGGAAAACUUGGGAGUUUGUCAUUAUUGUUCUUCUUCAUUCCUAGUCGAAGGUGUUUCCCUUUCAAGUACAAGAGCUGUACGGCUUUGCUGAAUCUAUCAAACCGAGGCACAAAGGUUACAUUGGGCUGGUGUGGACAUAAGCGGUUAACUUUUAUGUCGGGUUACCAGAACGGAGGGAGGGAUUUUGGGGGGAUGCUGCUUAUAGUGGCAUAG
Molecule: messenger RNA, 1167 nt
Organism: Oldenlandia corymbosa var. corymbosa
Lineage: Eukaryota; Viridiplantae; Streptophyta; Magnoliopsida; Gentianales; Rubiaceae
Source: the annotation of a GenBank genome assembly